AGAACCCUGCAACCUAAGCCCCGCCCAUCUCACGCACGCGCAAAUUCUGCCUAUGGGAGCGGAUUCGAGUCGUUCGCUGAUAGAACUCUCGCGAGCUGUAGCGCAUGGCGUGUCCUAGUGACCGGGCCCGAUUUAGGUGAAAUCGAGAUGUCCUGUCCCCAAAUCUGAGUUGAAAGAAAAAUUGGCCAUGGGUCUGUCUGCAUCUUCUCCUUCCGUAGCGCUCCAAGCAGAUGUAUCUGAACAGCCUCAGACUGCUCCUUCCCAGUGCCCCAUGCACCAGAAGAAAAUGGAAGGUUGCCCAAUGCACAUGAAAUCGUCUGGCAGUCUAGAUGAGAACCAGAAUGCUUCUGUUCCUGUGCAUCAAGAAAGAGCAUAUGAAUAUGUUGAAUGUCCUGUGAAGUCUCAGAUACAUGAGAAGAUUGAUCCCAGAAACAUGAUGCCACCCCCUAAUCAACUGCCAUCCCCUGGUCAGCCAUUUCCACUCUCUACCACAAGAGAAGAAUCUACUAUUCCUAGAGCUUUUUCUCAACAAAACUGGGUUUAUCCUUCAGAACAAAUGUUUUGGAAUGCAAUGCUUAGGAAAGGAUGGAAAUGGAAAAAUGAUGACAUAAAAGCUGAAGAUAUGAGCAAUAUCAUUAAAAUUCAUAAUCAGAAUAAUGAGCAGGCUUGGAAGGAGAUUUUAAAAUGGGAAGCACUUCAUGCUAGGGAGUGCCCAUGUGGACCAACGCUUGUUCGGUUUGGAGGUAAAGCUAAGGAAUAUUCACCAAGAGCCAGAAUACGAUCCUGGAUGGGGUAUGAAUUGCCUUUUGAUAGGCAUGAUUGGAUUAUUGAACGCUGUGGAAAAGAAGUCCGAUAUGUUAUUGAUUAUUAUGAUGGAGGCGAAGUAGAUAAGAACUAUCAGUUUACCAUUUUGGAUGUUCGUCCUGCUUUUGAUUCCCUGACUGCUGUGUGGGACAGGAUGAAGGUGGCUUGGUGGCGCUGGACUUCAUAACUAAGCUUUCACAGUAUGGAAAACAAUAUUAGAACUGUGUUAUUUGAAGUGAUAUUGAGGCUUGGACUUGAAUAAAAAUUCAUGGUGACUGCAGUUCUAUAUAAUGGCAUUGUACCAGCCAUUGUUGGACAAACUACAUUGUUUUAAUCAAGGCUUUAUUUAAGUCACAUGGUGUGUAUGUGGGUGUUUUUUGCCUCCUGCAUUGACAUUUCCAUCACAUUUGAUCUCAACUGGAAGACUUUAUGGAACUGUUAUGCAUCAAAGAGUAGAGACAGCACUGAAACUGCUGUGUAAUGGGAAUAGCUGUGUUCAGACAGUAGAGCAGUUAUGCCUUUCAGUGUGACGUUUCUGGUUGGAAAAAACAUAUUUGAAAGAUAUGAGCAUGGAACUACGUAUUUUUUACGUUUUAUUUUGUCAAAAAUGGGAAAUAUUUUCUUUGUCAUUCAAAAUAUACAUUAUUAAAUACUUUAUCAGUGGCAUAUAAAGUCCUGAUAGAUUGUCACGUGCUGGACGUACACAUCCCUAAAGUAACCAAGGUUUACAUACAAAUGUAUUAUUUUAAAAAUAAUCAGAAAUCAACUACUUGAUAGUUUUCACACUCUGCCUUUCUGGAAGCUGAGGUGGAGUCAGAGGGAAAAACCUUACUUUGUGCUAACAUCUGUUUUGAAAUACGUUGUUCAAGUUCAAAUAUACAGUACUACAAAGAAUAUUAAGUGUGAUAAAUGAAUCAGAAUAUCA
This is a messenger RNA of Heteronotia binoei (common prickly gecko), 1729 nucleotides long. RefSeq names its product holocytochrome c-type synthase. The transcript is spliced from 7 exons. The record is from RefSeq and is a predicted model, not a curated record. Gene Ontology annotation, molecular function: holocytochrome-c synthase activity. Bases 188 to 991 code for a protein of 267 amino acids. Gene Ontology annotation, biological process: cytochrome c-heme linkage. NCBI's taxonomy places the organism in Eukaryota, Metazoa, Chordata, Lepidosauria, Squamata, Gekkonidae. Gene Ontology annotation, cellular component: mitochondrion.